AAGCAACUCGCCCAACUAACGAUGUAACCACUAUUUCUGAGAAUGACUCUAGAACAGACAUUUUACUUACAGAAAUGGGUGAUACAGAGCCGAUAUCAUACGCCUCAUCAAAUUUUAUUGAUUCAACAGUCACUCUUGAAUUUGAAACGGCUAUAGUGACCCUAGAAGACUUUGAUAUGCUACAGAAACGAACAUCAACAACAAGCAUGGAUCGUCAGUCAGACAGGGUAACUCCCAAAAUGGAUGGAAUAACGUUUCAGAAAGUAACCGCUAAAGACCCUUUAAUUGCAUCGUCUGAGACAAUCGAAACAACUUCUGAAUUUGAAACGACAUUCAAACCUGAAUUAGGUAGAACCGAUUUGAUGACUACCAUUGUUUAUCCAGAAAGUCCCUCUACACUAAGCACAAUAAGGAAGGACACACAAGAAACAGUGAGUGCAGCUCAAGCAACCGAUGAUCUUACUUCAGACCUUGGUAGUUCAUAUAGUACGAUGCUUAAAACCAGACCCCCGACUUCUGGUGAGGACUUACAUUCAACUGCAGAAUUUGAAGAAGGGAAAACGACUUCAAUACUUUCUGAAACGGAAAUCGUCACCAAAACCACACCCAUCGCUAUAACACAAGGAACUACAUCGGAUUCAUUUACAUCACAGUCUCGAACUAUUUUUAGUCCCUCUGUUUCGGAUGAAUUAGUAUCUGUUACGUUAGACAUAACUACAGGGCACAUCAUCGACGAUUUAGAUGAGGAACUCACUCCAGAAUUAUGGCAUUUUGCUGAUAGUAUUUCUUCAUCGGCACCCAUUGAGAAUCCAUACCCUCCACUGCGAACAACUGAGGAAAGAGCGGUAGAUGGGAAAACGACUUCAAUACUUUCUGAAACGGAAAUCGUCACCAAAACCGCACCCAUCGCUACAACACAAGGAACUGCAUCGGAUUCAUUUACAUCACAGUCUCAAACUAUUUUUAGUCCUUCUGUUUCGGAUGAAUUAGUAUCUGUUACGUUAGACAUAGUAGAGCACAUCAUCGACGAUUUAGAUGAGGAAAUAACUAUAGAAUCGUGGCAUGGCACUGGCAUUACCUCAGCGACACACGCUGAUAAUUCAUCUUCCACAUUGCAAACUGAGGAAAAAGCAGAUGGAACGACUUCAGUUCUUUUUGAGGCGGAAACUGUCGUCACCAAAACCGAACCCAUCGCUCCAACACAAGGAAGUACAUCUGAUUCAGUUACGUCGCAGUCUCAAACUAUUUUUAGUCCGUCUGUUUCAAAUGAAUUAAUAUUUGUUACGCCUACAAUAGACACAGCUAAAGGGGACAUCACAGACGAUUUAGGCGAUGACAUAACUAUAGAAAUUUGGCAUGGCACUGAAUUUACUACAGCAACACCCACUGAGAAUACACAUCCCCUAACUGAAGGGAGAGCGAUUCCUUCAUCUUCUGAUGUAUCUGAUGUCAUAACUCGUAUUGUAAAAGAAGAAAUAACAGAAGGGGUAACAACCGUGGUUCCUUCAACUGAGGAUAUAAUAACAGCCUCUUCAAGUAACACAACGUCCACUAAUGUAAUGGCUCCUUUUACUACGACACCAACGAGAGCUGAAAUAUCUUCAUCUCAGGAAACUCCUGUUGUUCACACAUCCGAGGUCCGCACCUAUAUACCCAGCGAUGACGAGGAGAAAACAGGUACAUCCACAACCGAAGAUAGAACAUAUCCGAAUACAUUAUCCACUGAGGGUAUAACUGCUGCCCCAAUUACUCAAGAAAUACACACCGUAAGUGAGGCUACAGUAAGACCUCACCGAAGUACCACAGCAGAAGCAAGCACAUAUGCAUCAACGACUGUAAUGUCUACACCCUCUCCAAAAUUUCAAACCACAUCAAGACUCGUUUCAACAUCACCUGCCUUUGGAUUUUAUACAACCAAAUCGUCUAGUCAUGCUAGUAGUACAACGGAAGCAGGCUUCAAAACUACGAUGACUACACCUUCAAGACUCCCUUCCACGAGAGAUACUUCAUUUGCGCAAACUGAUCUGAAAUCCGAUUCACCUACAAUUACCAGAAAAUCUUGGUGUGAUGUGAAAUGCCAAGGACCGAAUGAAGUUUGCAUACAUUCUGAUGAAGGCUACUCCUGUAGAUGUAUUGAUGGCCAUGAACGGGUGGAUGACGUCUGCAGUGAGGUAUACACAUUCAAGGCUGAUGUUAAGAUAGUCUUGAUCAAGGGCAGGGAGGCCAUAUAUACACCAGAACUAACCAUCUCAUCAUCGACCUACUUCAAGGAGCUUGAGACAGAAUUUUGUAAAGCAAUGGAACUUACGUAUAAAACGUACAUUGAAAAGACAUCGUCAUUCUACCAUUGUGACGUCAUUAACUUCCGACCUGGAAGUAUAAUCGUGGAAUAUAUGGUUAGGUUUACGUCACCUUCCGUCAACGAGGCAAUGCUCAUGAACGAAACAUUGGUUUACUUGGACAAGAAUAACGGAACAUUUCCUCGAGAGAUUAGUCUUGAAUCAUCUCUCGUAGAAUAUGGGCCCGCCAACGAAUGUCUCCUUAACAUAUCCGACUGUGAUCCAGCGGCUAAAUGCAUCGAUAGAGGAUCGGCAAAAUUUACCUGUAGAUGUUCUCCUGGCUAUGAUGACCUAUAUGAGGAGCAGCUUCCGGGUCGCUAUUGCAGCGCUACGCAUCUUCCACCAUAUAUGCUUGCAACUUGGGUCAAAGUCGUCAUCAUCCUUGGAACCAUCGUCAUCAUCAUCCUCAUCGUUCUCCUCGCCCUGUGCACGAUGGGGAGAAGGAUGAGAGGAAGGCGAUCUGAAGAGUAUACCGCUGGACACUCAGAGGCGGGAUCUACCACGUUGCUAGGAUACGGGUAUCGCAAGACGAACGACGUGGAAGGUAUUUCUUACAUUAGUCGACAUAGCACCCUGGAGAAAAGAGAAGCAUCUUUGGUUGAGGUCCAUCAUGAAGAAGAAAUGACCGAAUCUCCUCGAUCUCAAACGGACUCUGAGGUCAUUCGGACGGGUAUCCGGCCGUAUGAAUGCGAGGAGGUUCUCGUAUCGAAGGAGAUGGACAGAGAAUUGCAAGCUCGGAUGGACAAUAUUGGUCGAUUUCUGAAAUACUCUGCUCCAUUGAAUGAUUCACUUGGCGCCAGAAUUGAUUAUUCUCUAAUGUAUAUUCCCGAAGCUCCGACGAUUCCCUUAAAUCAAAGAAGGCGAUCUGCAGAACAGCCAACAGAAGAAUUCCUGGACUCAUUACCGCAGACGUAUCUUUGAAGGGGACAUGAUUCACCCAGUCAAUAUACCCAGGAUACCGCUUGUGGAAUAACGGACUGAACUUUCGUUGCAAUCUGAAAGUGUUUCACCCAGAUCAUGUUACCGGAUCACACGGCAUGUUGCAACGUCGGUUGUUCGUGCACCAAUGGGGAGUUUUCACAUUUACUACAGAGACACUCUGUACAACCCAUCGAUU
Lytechinus variegatus (green sea urchin) is the source of this 3456-nucleotide messenger RNA. Its product is annotated as mucin-3A-like. The record is from RefSeq and is a predicted model, not a curated record. The transcript is spliced from 10 exons. Lineage: Eukaryota; Metazoa; Echinodermata; Echinoidea; Temnopleuroida; Toxopneustidae. The coding region runs from base 75 to 3260 and encodes 1061 amino acids.